AUGGUUGAUAGACGUCCUGAAGCCACAGACAACUCGCGUGCGAAGCGGCAGAAGAAGGAAACCGCAGAAAUGGAUCCCCGCAGCAAUCCGUACCUCGCCCACAUGUACCCCGAACAGAAUGGGAACGGCAGCUCGAAUAAUAGUGCGUUUGCUGGCUUUAAAAGGCAUCAGACCACUGCUGCUCUUGCCCAGGUUGCGGAGGAUGCGGAAAUCAAUCCUUUCAAUGACAAGCCUUUCUCAUCGACGUAUUUUUCCAUCUUGAAGACUCGGCGAAAUUUGCCCGUCCAUGCGCAGAGAGACGAAUUUCUGCAACUCUAUCAACAGUCUCAAAUUCUAGUCUUUGUUGGUGAGACUGGUUCUGGAAAAACGACGCAGAUUCCGCAGUUCGUGCUUUUCGAUGAUCUUCCACAAACCCAGCGCAAGAUGGUCGCGUGUACCCAACCACGUCGAGUGGCUGCAAUGUCUGUCGCGCAGCGUGUCGCCGCGGAAAUGGAUGUGAAGUUGGGCGAAGAGGUCGGUUAUAGCAUUCGUUUCGAGGAUAUGACUAGCCCAAAGACUAUUCUUAAGUAUAUGACCGAUGGUAUGCUUCUCCGAGAAGCUAUGAACGAUCACGACCUCCAGCGCUACAGCACGAUUAUUCUGGACGAGGCGCACGAGCGUACAAUGUCUACCGAUAUCUUGAUGGGAUUGCUCAAAGAGGUAGUUCAACGACGACCGGAUUUGAAGAUCAUCAUCAUGUCUGCCACGCUGGAUGCCCAGAAAUUCCAACGGUAUUUCAACGAUGCCCCACUGCUUGCAGUCCCUGGAAGAACCCAUCCCGUGGAAAUCUUUUAUACCCCCGAGCCAGAGCAAGACUAUGUAGAGGCUGCCAUUCGUACAGUCCUGCAAAUCCACGCCACUGAACCCGACGGAGACAUUCUAGUGUUCUUGACGGGCGAAGAAGAAAUUGAAGAUGCAGUGAGGAAGAUAUCUCUCGAAGCGGACGAGAUGGUAAGGGAGGCGGAUGCGGGCCCAAUGAAGGUGUAUCCAUUGUAUGGCAGUCUGCCACCGCACAUGCAACAGCGCAUUUUCGAACCGGCCCCCAGCGCCCGGAGACCCGGUGGUCGGGCUGGUCGCAAAGUCAUAGUGUCUACCAAUAUUGCAGAAACGUCCCUUACAAUCGAUGGUAUAGUCUAUGUGGUGGACCCAGGUUUUUCCAAGCAGAAUGUCUACAACCCGCGUAUCCGAGUUGAGUCCUUGCUUGUAUCCCCAAUUUCCAAAGCAUCCGCGCAACAGAGAGCUGGUCGUGCUGGUCGUACUCGUCCUGGAAAAUGCUUCCGUCUGUAUACCGAGGCGGCAUUCAAGAAGGAGCUCAUUGAUCAGACGUACCCGGAAAUUCUCCGGUCGAACCUUUCCUCCACCGUCCUGGAGCUCAAGAAAUUAGGCAUCGACGACUUGGUGCAUUUCGAUUUAAUGGACCCGCCGGCCCCGGAGACCCUAAUGAGAGCCUUGGAAGAACUCAACUAUCUAGCUUGUCUUGACGAUGAAGGAGAUUUGACAGCUCUUGGACGUCUCGCAUCUGAAUUCCCUCUAGACCCGGCACUGGCGGUGAUGCUAGUCUCUUCGCCAGAGUUCUAUUGCUCGAAUGAAAUCCUGUCAAUAACCGCACUACUCUCGGUACCCCAAGUCUUCGUACGCCCUCACGCACAACGCAAGCGAGCAGACGAGAUGAAAGACCUUUUUGCGCAUCCCGACGGUGACCACCUCACACUACUAAACGUGUAUCACGCGUUCAAAGGCCCCGAGGCUCAAAGCGACCCCAAGCAAUGGUGUCACAACCACUUCCUCUCCCUCCGCGCCCUCCAAUCCGCAGACAACGUUCGUCUCCAGCUUCUACGCAUCAUGGAACGUGAAGAGGUCGAGCUCGUCUCGACUCCAUUUGAGGACAAGAAGUACUACGAGAACAUCCGGCGUGCCUUGGUAGCCGGAUUUUUCAUGCAAGUCGCCAAAAAGGAGAGCACCGGCAAGAGCAUGUACAACACCGUCAAGGACAACCAGCAUGUGCUCCUCCACCCAAGCACGGUGCUGAGCCAUGAUGCCGAAUGGGUGCUCUAUAACGAGUUUGUCCUCACUACGAAGAAUUAUAUCCGCACAAUCACGGCUGUGAAACCGGAGUGGCUUUUGGAAAUCUCGCCGAUUUACUACGACAUUACAUCUUUCCCCAAGGGCGAUAUCCGCUCGGCCCUUUUGCGAGCGAGCGAGAGACUGGCUCGCAAAGAAAAAAUGAGAAGCAGUAGGCGGUAG
Messenger RNA from Talaromyces atroroseus, 2283 nucleotides. Its product is annotated as Pre-mRNA-splicing factor ATP-dependent RNA helicase PRP43. The coding region runs from base 1 to 2283 and encodes 760 amino acids. NCBI's taxonomy places the organism in Eukaryota, Fungi, Ascomycota, Eurotiomycetes, Eurotiales, Trichocomaceae. Gene Ontology annotation, cellular component: intracellular anatomical structure; spliceosomal complex. Gene Ontology annotation, molecular function: RNA binding; RNA helicase activity; ATP binding. The record is from RefSeq and is a predicted model, not a curated record. The transcript is spliced from 3 exons.